Benincasa hispida (wax gourd) is the source of this 1930-nucleotide messenger RNA. The record is from RefSeq and is a predicted model, not a curated record. Lineage: Eukaryota; Viridiplantae; Streptophyta; Magnoliopsida; Cucurbitales; Cucurbitaceae.
CCAUUUAGUGGCCAUUUGCUGUUCAGUCAAAAGUUUAAAUGGGUGCUAUAAAUCGGAGCAGUUUAAUGCGUUUUCUAAAAAAAAUUGAAUGACAAAUAAAAACCACUUUUUCAUGAUUUGUCACCUACUACUUUGCAACAAUGCUUCUCCAAAUUCUCCAACUCGCUCAAAUUCUCCUCCUCACUUCGCUGUCACCGUCGCGCGCCGACGAUGGCGGCCGGUGGCAUCUUCUUCAGAACGACAUCGGAGUUCUUCCAAUGCACAUGCAGUUACUUCACAGUGACAGAGUCGUCAUCUUCGACAGAACCGACUUCGGCACUUCCAAUUUGCCCUUGCCGGACGGGAAAUGUCGAAUGGAUCCAGACGACGUCGCUCUUAAACUCGAUUGCACUGCACAUUCUCUUGAAUACGAUGUCGCAUCCAACUCGUUUCGUCCACUCAUGGUCCAGACUGACGUCUGGUGCUCCGCCGGUGCCGCCGUGACCGACGGAACACUCGUUCAGACUGGUGGAUUCAACGAUGGCGAUCGGAGGGUAAGAAUCUUCAAGCCGUAUCCUAAUGGCUCGGAUUGGGAGGAGAUUCCGUUAGCCCUAACUGUCCGCCGAUGGUACCCGACGAACCAGAUUCUACCUGACGGACGACAAAUUGUAAUCGGCGGACGACGACAGUUCAACUACGAGUUUUUCCCGAAAACCGGCGGAGCUUCCAAGGCGUAUAGCUUUCCGUUCUUGGUGGAGACGAAUGAUCCAUUGAUCGAGAACAAUUUGUAUCCAUUCGUAUUUCUGAACGUCGACGGGAAUUUGUUCGUCUUCGCGAACAAUCGGUCGAUUCUGUUCGAUUACGCAAGAAACGAGGUGUUGAAGACUUUUCCGGCGAUCCCCGGCGGUGAUCCACGGUGUUAUCCAAGCACCGGCUCGGCUGCGCUUCUCCCGUUGAGGAAUUUACAGGCGGCAACGAUUGAAGUGGAGGUUUUGGUUUGCGGCGGAGCCCCGAAAGGAUCUUUUACCAAAGCCGUGAAUCGGACCUUCGUCAGAGCUUUAAAUACCUGCGCCAGAAUUAAAAUAACCGACCCGAAACCCGAAUGGGUCAUGGAAACCAUGCCGGUGGGCAGAGUCAUGGGAGACAUGGUUUUGCUUCCAAAUGGUGACAUUUUGAUUAUAAACGGUGCCGGUGCGGGAACGGCCGGGUGGGAUAACGCUCGGGACCCGGUUUUGAACCCGGUUCUGUACCGACCCAAAGACUCCCCCGGUUCGAGGUUCCGGUUGCUGAACCCCAGUACGAUUCCCCGUCUUUAUCACUCCACGGCGGUGCUCCUCCGUGACGGUCGCGUAUUGGUCGGCGGGAGCAAUCCGAAUGCAUAUUACAACUUCACCAACGUACCAUUUCCGACGGAGUUGAGACUGGAGGCGUUUUCGCCGCCGUAUUUGGCUCCAGAAUUUGAAAACCUGCGGCCGAAAAUAUUGUCGCCAUCAUCUCAAACCACCGUGAGACACGCGCAACAGUUGGCAGUUCGGUUUAACGUUACUGGCGACGGUGCAACUUUGGGUACGGUGGAGGUGACGAUGGUGGCACCGCCGUUCAACACGCAUUCGUUUUCCAUGAGUCAGAGGCUACUGGUGAUCGGCGGCGAGAAUGUGACGGAUUUGGGAUAUGACACGUGGGAUGUCCACAUCAGCAUACCCGGGUCGGGCACAAUUGCUCCAUCCGGCUAUUACCUUCUGUUUGUGGUUCAUCGGGAGAUUCCCAGUAAUGGCAUUUGGAUCCGAAUCGCGUGAGGGUAAAAAGGGAAGAUCCGACAUAAAGUUUUAUGGUGCAUGACUGCAUGUGGCAGAGAAUUUUAGAGAAAAUUAUUCUUAUUUAUAUUUAUAUAUUUUUUUUUUUAUUUUCCUUUUUACUUUCACAUGGAAACAUACAUUUUUCUCAUACUUAU